Molecule: messenger RNA, 3421 nt
Organism: Folsomia candida
Lineage: Eukaryota; Metazoa; Arthropoda; Collembola; Entomobryomorpha; Isotomidae
Product: meckelin
Exons: 18
Coding region: 268-3348 (1026 amino acids)
Biological process (GO): cilium assembly
Cellular component (GO): ciliary transition zone; MKS complex
Source: RefSeq, a predicted model, not a curated record
GUCAAAUUCAUGAGUAAAUGUGGAGGUUGAGAGUUGCAAGAAACUUGAGAUAAGUCGAGAUAAGCUUUUAUGUAGAGAAAAGUCAAGGAAAGGAGAGUGGGAACUUGAGACUGUCUCAAUCUCCCCAUUCUAAUGUUGUGCUAUCGUGGUCAAGGUGAUCAUCAAAAUGCUAUGCUGACACUGACUGAGGAUAAACGACUGCCUUCGUUUCUGGAUUUGCUAAAUGACACCAUUUAAGUCAUCAGUCUUUUGCCGUCAUAAUUAAAAAUGGGAAAAAUGACAUUCUUUGGGGGUGCGGUAUUUGGAGGUGUGUGCAGUCUGACUCUCUUGCUCCUUGUUUUCUGUAGCCGCUCUCCCGUGGCUGGAGAAGUUGGAGACGACCUUUCCAUCAAGUUUGAAGAGCCGUCACGAUGUAAUUUGUCCCUCAACGAGACUUUUUCAUGGAGCUCACUUGGAUGCGUCAAGUGCCAAUGGGAAGCGGAGAAUAGUCCGGAUUACUGUCAAUGUCCGUCGGGAACUGUGUGGCAACGGACGGCCAAGAGAUGCACCAAAUGUCCAGAUAACGAAAUGCUAUAUGAUGCGAAACACUGCCUCGAGUGUGGUACUGCAAAUCCCUUCAGUCUAACUCUGGGAGGGUGUAGCCCAUGCCCUGCUGGACAUAUAGAAGUCGCCUACAGUCCAGAUGGGUCCCCACUGCGGAGAUUAGAAUGUACGAAGUGCGGGGUGGGGUUUCAUCCUUCGACGUCUCAAAGACGAUGCGUCCCCUGCCACCCCUCUUUCGCCUCUGGGGAGAAUGAAAAUGGUACGUGUCGUUGUUCAGAAGUGUCUCACAGCGAGUUCGGCGGAGUAUGCUUUACACAACAGGAGCUAGAUGAUCCAUUGUUUGAUGCGAAAUCGGCCUACAAAAUAGAAUAUGACGGGUUCAAAGUGGAGUCACUCUUAUUUCGGGAGAAUCUCGCGAAGGCUUUCUAUCUUUGCAAGGGGCAACGAAACCAAACGGCGUGUCAAAUGUUGGGAAAUAUGUGCACGCUGAACCUUCACACUUACGGCGAAGACUGGACGGCAUGUCGCCUGUAUCGCAUUGUUGGUCGGCUGACCCCUCUGCCGAACCACAUACCAAAAAUUUAUUACAGUGAGGUUGAAGCACCAUCUGUCCUAAUUCGAUCGUCCACAAUUCCACAUACGCAUGACAUGCGCUAUGACCAGUCUUCGUCCGAUGUCAACAUCACCCUCUCCAAGUUCUCUUUCAAGGGUCAGUUCCUGGGACUUGCUGCAAUCGACGAUGUGAUACCUUGUCGAGAACCAAAAAAGGUGCUGCAAAUCGGGAGAAAGUUUGGGACCAAUUUUAAAGCAAAAUGUGAAAUGAAUCUGAAAGAUAUCUGGGACCAGUUUAAUGGAAAUACAAUUUUCUUGGACCCCUACGUGAGCUAUGAGGAAGUCAAAGGAAAGAACAAGCAAAUUCAAUUGUAUCCUGUUCCUAUCAAGACUCUGAAUUUUAAGCGCAAUGGAAUUAAAGUUAACACGAUGGAUGAUCAAUACCAAUGGCAGUUUGUGAGAAGGUUCUUCAUUAUUGAUACCGUUGGAUCUGUGGAACCUUCAAGUGGCGGAGACCCAAGCACAGAGACCAAAAUUCCGAAAAAUAUUCGCUAUUUAAAAAGUAUUCACAUAAGUGUUCAAUUGCAAAAUAGCAAAGAUGCUGGAAAAAUAUACGUCCCUCUGCUCACAAUGGGAUACGCGGACGCCACGCAGGAAGAGUUCAUCCGUAACGAUGUCAUCACUUUUGAUUAUUCUGUUAAUUACUUUAUGGACAUGUCUCGUUCCAUUGAGGAUGUCAAGAUUUCUAUCGGCGUCCUGAGUGCAUUAGCUGUUUUAUGGAGUGCUAUCCAAGCCUGGAGUUGGAACAGGAGGAACGGGCAACUAGAAAUUGACCUCACGACAAUUUCCAAUUUGCUAAUAACUGCAUGCGGAAAUUUGGCUGAUAUUUUCUUUAUCGUGUGUUUUGCAACAACAACAUUCUGGUUUGUCUUCUUCAAAGAACAAGUUGCAGUCCACGUAUUGCUUCCGGAUAUGUAUCAGGAGAGAUUGGUCAGGGACUUGAUAAUAUCUGCAUUUGCAUUAAAGAUUGUGGCGAUCAUAGAAUUGAUUAGAAAACAGUCCAACAUUGACAUUUUCUUUGUGGAUUGGGAGCGUCCCAAAGUGACGAGCACUGUUCAACCGAAACCAAUGGAGAGUGAGAAUAAGCCGGAUAAGCUUGGCACUGGUUUAAAUAGCGACGAGAGUGUCAGCAUUUGGAGAACGUACUUCAUCGCCAAUGAAUGGAACGAAAUUCAGACGACUCGUAAAGUGCAUAUGGCGACCCAAAUCAUUGCAACAAUCUUCUUUCUGGAGGUUCUUGGGUUCAAAUUUUGGGGACUUCAUUGGCCAAAUGACUCUGUGAAACCAGACGUUGACGUUCAAAAAUAUGUGCCAUUCAGUACAUCAGCAAGGUUUGUUGUGGGCACCGUAGUCUUUGGUUUAAUUGGGAUUCUCCAGUGUUUGUAUCGGAUUGGGUUUUACGAACGGUAUAUCAAAAAUGAAAUUCAGGAUUUUGUCGACCUCUGCACUAUGGGAAACAUUAGUGUCUUCAUACUGGCUGCGAGACAACACGGUUACUACAUUCAUGGGAGAUCUGUUCACGGGUUUGCAGACACUGAUAUGCAGACAAUGAUUGAACAACUCAGCAGGGAGGAGGAAGACUUGUGCGGUCGGAGGGGGCUACUGCCUCAAACCGAUCAACAAACAUUUCUCAUAUCUGUUCCUGGAGUAUUCCGAUCAGUUUACAGCCAAGUUUUGCAACCACUCUAUGCGAGCUCAUCUGCAUCGUCCACACUGUUCACCAAGAACCGACAACUGGGUGGGUCAAAGACUGCCACGUCGGUGGGGGGUGGAGUAGGAGUCAAGCCUUCGUCCAACAUGCUCAACCUUAGCAUCCAUGCCUACAAUUCGAUGAACCGAUUUCUCACGGCUUUUUUGGAACACGCUCUGUCCGACCUAGAUUACGACAUCAAUAACAAGACGUUUUUCGAGGGACUUUUGGACAUGGAGUUUAACGAAGUUGGGAGUGACAGAGCCGUUUUUUACACAGAUGAUGGGCAUUCUUUCGACUCGGUACUGUUCUACGGUCACGAAAGAACUCUAUUUCUCGGGGAACUGUACACCUUCAUUUUUGUGGACAUUAUUUCACACAAUUUCGUACUGGCUGGUGUUGUCGUGUUCUUGGUUGAUUUGAUGCUCAAAGCUAUUCGAAACUUCAUGGGAAAGCGAAACCUUGCGAGAAAAACUUUAAUUGAUAGCCGUUUCUUAAUUUAAUGCCAAACUCCUUGUUGCAAAAUAUACUUAUGAUAAGAAUUUAAGAGUAAAGAUUAAGUUUGUAACUUGAAUA